This is a messenger RNA of Trachymyrmex cornetzi, 1315 nucleotides long. RefSeq names its product odorant receptor 4-like. Gene Ontology annotation, cellular component: plasma membrane. Bases 101 to 1315 code for a protein of 404 amino acids. The record is from RefSeq and is a predicted model, not a curated record. Gene Ontology annotation, biological process: sensory perception of smell; detection of chemical stimulus involved in sensory perception of smell. The transcript has 5 exons. Gene Ontology annotation, molecular function: odorant binding; olfactory receptor activity. NCBI's taxonomy places the organism in Eukaryota, Metazoa, Arthropoda, Insecta, Hymenoptera, Formicidae.
UUAACUAUUACUGGUUGCCCGCUGGCGCAGGCGCUACUUUCUAUCAAUUGCACGUGCGUUUAAGUCGAUUCAGUAGCAUUCGCGCGUCCCGUGAGCAAUCAUGAAUGUCAAUGACCCUGUCAUGUCACAACGGGACGCGAGUGAUUACAGUAUUCAAUUGAAUCGUUGGCUUCUAAAACUGGUGGGCGCUUGGCCAAGUUCAGCCUCGACAACAGUUAGAGAAAAGGUGAUUUCAACAAUACUGAUAAUCAUCUGCUACUCGUUGAUAGCCUACACGGUCAUACCUUGUAUUCUGAAUAUCCUGUUCGAAGAGACCGAUGUGCAGAAAAAAUUAAAAGCUGUUGGUCCAUUAAGUCACUGGUGCAUGGGUGGCAUGAAUUAUUUCUCACUGCUGUUUCGCAGACGCGAUAUAUAUCGUUGCGUGGAGCACGUGAGGACCGAUUGGCGGAUGGUGACAGAGAUAGGAGAUCGUCAAGUGAUGCUCAAAUAUGCUAAAUUUGGUCGUUUUGUCGCUGGGUUGUGCGCAAUUUUCAUGCACGGCGGUGUGUUCUCGCACGGGGUGCUGCGGGGCAUGAUGCCGACAUUUGUAUAUAUCGGAAACGUGAGCGUGUCAGUGCAAGUAUUACCAUGUCCCACGUACAGUAAGUUCGUAGAUAUUACGAAGAGCCCGGCGGGCGAAAUUGCAUUAACUAUGCAGCUCCUCUCGAGCAUUGUCGUCAAUUCCGUCACGGCCGGCGCCUGCGGUCUUGCAGCGGUGUUUGCGAUGCACGCGUGUGGCCAGUUGAAUGUACUGAUGAGAUGGCUGGACCAGUUGGACGAUCGAAAGCAGCAAGAUAUGGUACACCAUCGAUUGGCAAUCAUUGUGGAGCACCAUCUGAGAGUAUUAAGUUUCGUGACACAAAUGGAAGCACUUUUAAAUCAAAUUUGUUUUGUGGAAUUGCUAGGAUGUACGUUUAACUUAUGUAUGAUCGGAUAUUAUGUCAUUACGGGAUGGAACACAGUAGAGACGGCAAUGACAAUAGCUUGUAUGAUGAUUAUAUAUAUAUCCAUGACUUUCAACAUUUUUAUAUUUUGUUAUAUUGGCGAAACGGUAACAGAACAGUGUAAACAAGUAGGGGAAAUAGCUUACAUGACUCAUUGGUAUCGUUUGCCAUAUAAAACGGCUCGAGGUCUGAUCUUAAUUAUCUCCCGAUCGAGUAGUGUGAUCAAAUUAACUGCAGGGAAAUUAGUUCACCUUUCUAUCGCGACUUUUGGUGAUGUGAUAAGAUCCUCCAUGAUAUAUCUAAACAUGCUUCGGACUAUGACAGCUUCUUAG